Molecule: messenger RNA, 750 nt
Organism: Helianthus annuus (common sunflower)
Lineage: Eukaryota; Viridiplantae; Streptophyta; Magnoliopsida; Asterales; Asteraceae
Exons: 2
Coding region: 1-750 (249 amino acids)
Source: RefSeq, a predicted model, not a curated record
AUGAGUUCAAUUGCCAUAGAGAUCCAACCUAUGAUUGAAAGCAAUCCAGAGAUGCCAAUUCAUGCAAUUCAAAGUCAACUUCUUAGGAAGCAUCAGCUAGAAAUAUCACUACGUAAGGUCUUCAGAGCCAAGAGGAUAACAACUACCAGGAUUUAUGGUGAUUACCAAGAACAGUAUGGUCUGCUAAGGUCGUAUUGUGAUGAACUUCUCAAAGCCAACCCAGGUAGUACAAUUAAAAUUGAUAUGGAGCCAUGUGGGAACCCAGGUAGUCCUACAAGGCAGUUUCGCAGGAUUUAUGUCUGGUUUGCCUCUAUGAUGAGAGGAUUUAAGAUGAUUGGAAGACCGUUGCUGGAUGUCGAUGGUUGUUUAAUGAAAGGUCCAUUUCCUGGACAGAUCUUGAGUGCUGUUGGUAUAGAUGGGAACAAUAGCAUAUAUCUAGUUUGUUAUGCCCUUGUUAAGCCAGAAACAACACAAAGCUGGAAAUGGUUUUUGCAACUGUUGAGAGAUAACCUAGGGUGUAUGGAUGAAUCUUGUUUCACCUUCAUCAGCGACAGACAAAAGGGUCUGAUUCCAACUAUGCUAACUGUUUAUCCUAAUGGUGAGCACAGAUUUUGUUUGAGGCACAUCCAUGAGAACAUGAAAUCCAAGUGGUGUGGAGAUGUUUACAAGAAUUUGCUUUGGUCAGUCGGAAGGAAGACAUCCAUUCCAUAUUUUAACAAAGCUAUGGAAGAAAUUAAGACAACAGAAUGA